CCAUGAGCGUUAUCCAGUAGGAAGUGUGUGCAUAUUCCACCAGGCAUUUGGUUCUUGUCCAGGGCUUCAGGCAAAGCUGUGUGGAGAGGAAAUGAAGAGUGAGAAUGAAACCUUUUUAGCAGACUUCGUUCUGCUGGGAUUCCUGAGACGGACCAGUGUACACAUGUUCCCCAUGGCCAUGAUCUUAUUAGCUUUCAUCGCUGCCUUGUCUGGGAAUGCUCUCCUCAUACUUCUAAUCCAAGUGGAUUCCUCCCUUCACUCCCCCAUGUAUUUCUUCCUCAGACAAUUGGCCUUCAUGGACAUCUGUCAGACACUGAUAAUUGUCCCCAAAAUGUUAGCUGACUUCCUGAUCCCAGGCAACCCCAUUUCUCCAGCUGGCUGUGGGGCUCAGAUUUUCCUUGUGCUGACCAUGGGUGUAUCAGAGUGCCUCCUCCUGGCAGUCAUGGCUUAUGACAGGUACAUAGCGAUCUGCAACCCCUUGCAGUACCCCAUCCUCAUGAGCAGGAACAUCUGCUUUCUUUUAUCAGCUGGGGUCUGGAUGGCAGCAUCAGUAAAUGCCCUGUUUCACACAGUGUUUACACUGGCUCUCCCCUACUGUGGCUCCAAAGAGAUUGACCACUUCUUCUGUGAGGUCCCAGCCCUGCUCAAAUUGUCCUGCUCUGACACCUCUCGAUAUGAGACUCUGCUGUAUGUGACUGGCAUUGUUGUGCUCCUCAUCCCUUCUUCCCUUAUACUAGCCACUUACACUUGUAUCCUCUCCAGGGUCCUGAGAAUGAAGUCAACUAAGGGACAGCAGAAAGCUCUGGCCACCUGCUCCUCCCAUCUGACUGUGGUGGUCAUGUUUUACGGGGCAGUCAUCUUCAUGUACAUGAGACCCAGCUCCUACCACUCUCCAGAGCAAGACAAGAUUGUGUCUCUGUUUUACACUAUUGUCCCCCCAGUACUCAAUCCACUCAUCUACAGCCUGAGAAACAGGGAUGUCUUACAUGCCCUCAGAAAGUGGAUUGGGAAAUGCAGAGACUUCCAGCAAGAUUGACAGAAGUUGUAGCCUGCCCAGGGGAGGGGGAGAGAGAGACUUGUGUGCUGCUCAGCCCAUUGCAGAGCCUGGCAGCCCUAACUGUAAAGUAAUGUCUCUGAUGUCCAGCCUGAACCUUCUCUCUAACACUUUUUGGCUGCUCUUCCUAGUAACCCUGGGUGGUGCCUGGGGGAACAGAGCCUCCCCCAAUUCCCUCUGGUCCAAGCUGGUAAGUUUGUAAGUUGCCACCAGAUCCCCUCUCAGCCUUCUCUUGUGGACACUGAAUAGUUUCAGGCCCUUUAUCCUCUCCUCAUGGGGCCUGCCCCACUACCCCUUUACCAUUCAGGUGGCCCUCUUCUGGACCCUCUUGAUGCUGUCCACAUCCCUCCUGAAGCGCAGCACACAGAACUGGAUGCAGGACUCCAACUGCAGCCUGACCAGAGCUGCAUAGAGGGGAAUGAUCACCUCCCUAGACCUGGUUGUGGUGUAUCUGUAGAUGCAUGACAAGGUGCGGUUAGCCUUGCUGACCUCUUCCUCACUUUGACGGCUCAUGUUCAUCCUGCAGUCAACAAUGACUCCAAGAUCACUGUUUGCCACCGUGUUGACAAGAAGGGUGUUUCCCAGCCUGUAGGUGUGUUUCUGGUUCCUUCUCCCUAGAUGCAGCACCUUGCCCUUGUCUGUGUUGAAGUCCAUCCUAUUCUCAUCCGUCCACCUCUGUAUCCUGCCUAGAUCUACCUGGAUUCUGUCCCUCCCCUCCAGCGUGCCCACCUCACCCCACAACUUGGUGUCAUCAGCAAAUUUGGACAGCGUGCUUUUUCGUUUCCCACAAUCACCAGAUUGCCAAGCAUAGCCUGUAGCAACCUCAUGCUACCCAGUGCCUUCUCCUUACUUCCUAUGUAUUUGAAAAAGGACUUUAUAUUAUCCUUAAUUCUGGUCAGUAGCCCGAGCUCCAUCUCUGUCUUGGCCUACCUAACAGCCUCCCUGAUUAACCUGUUCUAUUUAGCAGAAAUUUUAGGUUAACCUGUUCUAUUUAGCAGCUUUAUUCAUGAAAAAGGAUACUCCUUUGGCACGUCAAGGUGAAAUAGGAUUUAGCUCUAAGUAUCCUGGUGAGGUCACAGCUUGCCUUGACUUUGGUCCCUGCUCCCAACCCCUUUUCCUGCACCUCUGUUCUCUGAGCCUGGUUUCUGACAUUUGAUUUCUUCCUGAUUAUGGCUCAGCUCCUGACUCUGGACUACUCCUGGGCCAGCCCUCUCUCUUAACUUCUGAUUCUAGCCCCUAAUGCUGGCCUAUUCCUGAGCUACUGAUUACGGUCCCUGGCCAUGUCUCUAAUCAUGAAGGCUGACCACCCAUGUCCUGGGCACCGACAUCUAGUAGAGAGAGAAGGACGCUAGUCUAAUCAAUGCCUGAAUGUGUCAGAAACUUCACAAAGUCAAAUAAAGAUACUCUGAGAUCCAGAAAGCAUGAACACUCAAAAAGGCAAAGACAUGAGUAGGCUGAUGUAGAACAAAGAGGAGAAGAAAAUUUAAUUAAAGUUCAUAAUGGUUUCAAUAAAUGA
This is a messenger RNA of Alligator mississippiensis (American alligator), 2570 nucleotides long. Its product is annotated as olfactory receptor 2T27. Lineage: Eukaryota; Metazoa; Chordata; Crocodylia; Alligatoridae. The transcript has a single exon. Gene Ontology annotation, cellular component: membrane. Bases 92 to 1036 code for a protein of 314 amino acids. Gene Ontology annotation, molecular function: olfactory receptor activity; G protein-coupled receptor activity. The record is from RefSeq and is a predicted model, not a curated record. Gene Ontology annotation, biological process: G protein-coupled receptor signaling pathway.